This is a messenger RNA of Mus pahari (shrew mouse), 1737 nucleotides long. RefSeq names its product RP2 activator of ARL3 GTPase (gene Rp2). Gene Ontology annotation, biological process: post-Golgi vesicle-mediated transport. The transcript has 5 exons. The record is from RefSeq and is a predicted model, not a curated record. NCBI's taxonomy places the organism in Eukaryota, Metazoa, Chordata, Mammalia, Rodentia, Muridae. Gene Ontology annotation, cellular component: periciliary membrane compartment; cilium. Gene Ontology annotation, molecular function: GTPase activator activity. The coding region runs from base 256 to 1299 and encodes 347 amino acids.
AGAGCAACUUGCGAGGCUUUGAUUGGCUCAGAGGUUGCUGCCCGCUUAUUGGUUGUCAUGGGUCGUCACGGAGACUGAGGGGGUUGGGCAAAGAAGGGUGUUGGGCCUGGCGGGAGUGCAGAGGGUUGCGGGCGGCUGGGUUGCUCCCCUGGGCGGUGUCCGGGGAGCUGUUGGCAGAGUCAUCCUGGGUCCCCGCCGCCCUCUGAGAGGUGUCUGAGCGAGUGGGAUCUAAUAGCAAGACCCUUAGGCCGCACCAUGGGCUGCUGCUUCACUAAGAGGAGGAAGAGUGAAAAGACUGAGGGAGAGGAGGAGCAGCCCAAGCUGUACAGCUGGGACCAGCGGGAGAAGGUUGAUCCAAAAGAUUACAUGUUUAGUGGACUGAAGGAUGAAACAGUAGGUCGCUUACCUGGAAAAGUGGCAGGACAACAAUUUAUCAUUCAAGACUGUGAGAACUGUAACAUCUAUAUUUUUGAUUACUCAGCUACCAUUACCAUUGAUGACUGCACUAACUGUGUAAUUUUUUUGGGACCAGUGAAAGGCAGUGUGUUUUUCCGAAACUGUAGAGAUUGCAAGUGCAUGGUGGCUUGCCAACAAUUUCGUGUGAGGGACUGUAGAAAGUUGGAAGUCUUUUUGUGCUGUGCUACUCAACCCAUUAUUGAAUCUUCCACAAACAUCAAGUUUGGCUGUUUUCAAUGGUACUACCCUGAAUUAGCAGCCCAAUUCAAAGAUGCAGGCCUCAGUAUCUUCAACAACAUCUGGAGUUAUGUUCAUGAUUUUACACCCGUGUCAGGAGAGCUCAACUGGAGCCUUCUUCCAGAAAAUGCUGUAGUUCAAGACUAUGUUCCUAUUCCAGUGACUGAAGAAUUCAAAGCUGUGCGAAUUUCCACAGAAGCCAAUAGAAGCAUUGUUCCUGUAUCCCGGGGUCAGAGACAGAAGUACAGUGAUGAAUCAUGUCUUGUGGUAUUAUUUGCCGAUGAUUAUACAACUGCAAAUGCCAGGAAACUAAUUGAUGAGAUGGUUGGUAAAGGCUUUUCCCUAGUGCAGACAAAGGAAAUGUCAAUGAAAACUGAAGACGCCCAAAGGGUUUUCCAGGAAAAGGCAUCAGAUUUUUUACUUCUUCUAAACAAAGGUCCCGUGAUUGCCUUGGAAUUUAAUGGAGAUGACGCUGUACAAGAAUGUCACCUUAUUGUAAAUGGGAUAUUCAACGGGACAAAGAUGUUUGUAUCAGAAAAGAAGGAGACCGCAUCUGGAGAUGUUGAUAGCUUCUAUAACUUUGCUGAGAUCCAGAUGGGGAUAUGAAGCGGAUUGUGGUAUUAAGCCCCUUCUAUCCUUUAUAUACAGACAGUUUGAUAAUAUACUUACAUAUGUUAGUCAUUUAGCAAUUAGGAAUUUUUACUGAUGCUAUAAUUGUUAAAAGCUAUUUUAAAAUAACUUUUUAAAUACCAUAUCAGUUACUUGAGUAUCUAAAAUAAUUCAUUUAAAUUGAGUAGUUUUAAUCAUCUUAUAAACUAUUUAACUUGCUUCAAUAAGCUUACAGUUUUAUUUCUUAUUAGGAAAUAUUCAUGAUUUUAUUCCUAAUUAAAAGUUCUUUCAUAUCUCUGGUAAUUUAAACUUUCCAACUUACCUUAGUGCUCUAUGAUAAUUCAUUUAAGAAUAUAUUUUGUUUCUUAUUUUCUCUUUUAAUUUAGAGGAAUUUGUUACUAGGUGAAAUUAAAUAAACCUAUGCACUUUAAAAAA